AUGCCAAUACCGUGCAAAGCAGGUUGUGGAAAAAAUGCCAUGCUAAAGCGUCCGAAAACUGGUGAUGCUUUAUGCAAAGAUUGCUUUUUUUGUGCAUUUGAAACAGAAGUUCAUUUCACUAUAACGAAAGCGGAAUUGUUUAACCGGGGCGACUCUGUGGCUGUGGCGGCAUCAGGGGGAAAGGAUUCGACGGUGCUCGCGCAUGUGUUAAAAACUCUUAAUGAACGUUAUAAUUAUGGAUUAAAUCUUAUGUUACUGUCAAUAGAUGAAGGCAUCACGGGAUACAGAGACGAUAGUCUAGAGACGGUGAAACGAAACCGGGACGAUUACGAAAUGCCUUUAAAAAUUCUUUCAUACAAAGAUCUAUAUGGGUGGACUAUGGAUGAAAUUGUUGCUCAGAUUGGUAGAAAAAAUAAUUGUACAUUUUGUGGAGUGUUCAGGAGGCAAGCUUUGGAUAGAGGAGCAGCUUUAUUGGGGGUUAAGUGUAUAGCCACAGGGCAUAAUGCUGAUGACAUAGCAGAAACUGUCCUAAUGAAUGUGCUGCGAGGAGAUAUUGCUAGGUUAAAAAGAUGCACGGCUAUAAGUACUGGCAGUGAGGGAACAAUACCAAGAGUGAAACCGCUUAAGUAUGCAUAUGAGAAAGAAAUAGUGAUGUAUGCACAUUAUAAGAAAUUGGUUUACUUCUCUACCGAAUGCGUCUUUGCACCUAAUGCAUAUAGAGGACAUGCAAGAGCCCUUCUUAAAGAUAUGGAGAAGAUAAGGCCAAGUUGUAUUAUGGAUAUUAUAUAUUCAGGUGAAACAAUGGCCGUAAAAGAUGAAGUGAUUCUCCCAACCCAAAGGACAUGCACUCGGUGUAAUUUUGUGUCAUCCCAAGAAGUGUGUAAAGCAUGUGUUCUUCUAGAAGGCUUAAACAAAGGCCUGCCUAAGCUUGGAAUUGGG
Molecule: messenger RNA, 939 nt
Organism: Iphiclides podalirius (scarce swallowtail)
Lineage: Eukaryota; Metazoa; Arthropoda; Insecta; Lepidoptera; Papilionidae
Source: the annotation of a GenBank genome assembly